Molecule: messenger RNA, 2335 nt
Organism: Talpa occidentalis (Iberian mole)
Lineage: Eukaryota; Metazoa; Chordata; Mammalia; Eulipotyphla; Talpidae
Gene: ETF1
Product: eukaryotic translation termination factor 1
Exons: 11
Coding region: 157-1470 (437 amino acids)
Biological process (GO): cytoplasmic translational termination
Cellular component (GO): translation release factor complex; cytosol
Molecular function (GO): sequence-specific mRNA binding; translation release factor activity, codon specific
Source: RefSeq, a predicted model, not a curated record
UGUCACAGGCCCCAUGUGAGCGGAUUGCAACACAUGCAGCUGCCUGGAGAGAGGGAGCCGGUGUCCUACGUCAGAGCCGCCGCCGCGGAGCCGCCGCCGGGGAGGAGCAGCCGCUGCCGCCCAGGACUGGGCCCUUAGGGAGGAGGAGGCGAGAAGAUGGCGGACGACCCCAGUGCUGCCGACAGGAACGUGGAGAUCUGGAAGAUCAAGAAGCUCAUCAAGAGCUUGGAGGCGGCCCGCGGCAAUGGCACAAGCAUGAUAUCAUUGAUCAUUCCGCCCAAAGACCAGAUUUCCCGAGUGGCAAAAAUGUUAGCAGAUGAAUUUGGAACUGCAUCUAACAUUAAGUCACGAGUAAACCGCCUUUCAGUCCUGGGAGCCAUUACAUCUGUACAACAAAGACUCAAACUUUAUAACAAAGUACCUCCAAAUGGCCUGGUUGUUUACUGUGGUACAAUUGUAACAGAAGAAGGAAAGGAAAAGAAAGUCAACAUUGACUUUGAACCUUUCAAACCAAUUAAUACAUCAUUGUAUUUGUGUGACAACAAAUUCCAUACAGAGGCUCUUACAGCACUACUUUCUGAUGAUAGCAAAUUUGGCUUCAUUGUAAUAGAUGGUAGUGGUGCACUUUUUGGCACACUCCAAGGAAACACAAGAGAAGUUCUGCACAAAUUCACCGUGGAUCUCCCAAAGAAACAUGGUAGAGGAGGUCAGUCAGCCUUGCGUUUUGCGCGUUUAAGAAUGGAAAAGCGACAUAACUAUGUUCGGAAAGUAGCUGAGACGGCUGUGCAGCUGUUUAUUUCUGGGGACAAAGUGAAUGUGGCUGGUCUCGUUUUAGCUGGAUCAGCUGAUUUUAAAACUGAACUAAGUCAAUCUGACAUGUUUGACCAGAGGUUGCAAUCAAAAGUUUUAAAAUUAGUUGAUAUAUCCUAUGGUGGUGAAAAUGGAUUUAACCAAGCUAUUGAAUUAUCUACUGAAGUCCUCUCUAACGUGAAAUUCAUUCAAGAGAAGAAAUUAAUAGGGCGAUACUUUGAUGAAAUCAGCCAGGACACGGGCAAGUACUGUUUUGGAGUUGAAGAUACACUAAAGGCUUUAGAAAUGGGAGCUGUAGAGAUUCUAAUAGUCUAUGAAAAUCUGGAUAUAAUGAGAUAUGUUCUUCAUUGCCAAGGCACAGAAGAGGAGAAAAUUCUCUAUCUUACUCCAGAACAAGAGAAGGAUAAAUCUCAUUUCACAGACAAAGAGACAGGACAAGAACAUGAACUAAUUGAGAGCAUGCCCUUACUGGAAUGGUUUGCUAACAACUACAAAAAAUUUGGAGCUACGUUGGAAAUUGUCACAGAUAAGUCCCAAGAAGGAUCUCAAUUUGUGAAAGGAUUUGGUGGAAUUGGAGGUAUCUUGCGGUACCGAGUAGAUUUCCAGGGAAUGGAAUACCAAGGAGGAGAUGAUGAAUUUUUUGACCUUGAUGACUACUAGGUAGUCGACAUGGGUCCGGCAAAACGUGCCUCGCCCUCCAGCAUCCAACCCAAGGAGCAUACCCGUGGUGGAAUCCAAACAGAUCCCUGCCUUACAAUUGGAACGUUUCCAGAACUUAAUCCAUGAGCAUUGGAUAUUGAAAAGAAAACCGAAACAAAACCAGACCCAACCCUACACUUUGGUUUGUCAUGGUGUCAGCGCAGCAGCCUACAACUAAGUUCCUAAAUGCCACUUUGGACUAAUUUAAACAAGAAUCCCAGUUUUUACUUUUACUCGAUGGUGGAAUUGGUUGCUCUUGUAUUUUAUGAAAAAAAAAAAAAUGAUUUUUUUAACCUUCAUACAUAGAAGCAAAAAUACUUUAACUGCUGUAAACCUUCAAAAGUUAAUAGAAAUGAGAUCUCACUGGUUUGUUUCUUAUUUUGAUUGGAGAAAAAUUAAAUUGCUGCAUUUCGCAGUGACCCAUUUACAUGGCAUUCUCAGCUUAGACUGCAUAAGAAGAAAUAUAUGUGGUGAAAUAUUGGAACCAUUUCUCUCUCGGUCUCUGUUUAAUGUUGAAAGGGUGAGCUAAUAGGAGGCAAUUUCAACUUCACUCCCUCUCACUACCCCUCCCUCUCCAGACUGUCAGUUUCAAGGAUGCAAACUGCUUUGCAAAGUCAAACUGACAUGAGAAGCAUUUAGGUCAGUGCACUGUUUCCUUCCAUCUGUUCUGCAGGCGCUCUUGUGCCCAGGGUUUUGGGAACUCUUAGCAUCAAUUGCUUUGACAAGGGUUCUCCUAGCCUACUAGAAACCAGUUUGGGAUGGAUAUGACGGGGCUUCUGUGCUAUUGCUGGGAUUGGGAGAAAUAAAACAUGCAAUUUAAGUGGAA